AUGGCCUCCUCUCUCGCGGCGCAGCUGUCGCAAAUUGCGGCCAAGUCAUCCCACGAGCUUGACCUUAAGAAGCAACGGGUCACCCAUUCACAGUCAUUAAUUUUUGACCGGAAGGUCGCCUCUACGCAAGACUUCGAUACUAUCUAUGACAUAUGUUAUGAUGGAUUCCGGGAGCUUUGUUCCCUAGAUGCUCGGUUUGAGGAGUUCGGGCGAUCCAUCUUCAGCGAGCAGAGCAAGGCCGAAGAUCGAACUCAACUGAGCAGCUCACAAAACAAGGAGUUGGAUGCUGUGAUUGAGUCCUUCCUCGCUCUUGUUGGGGGGCGCCUGCAGUUGAGUCCCGCAGUUAAAGCUGUGGACUGGCUGGUCAGACGAUUCAGGGUUCAUGAAUAUAACACGUCUUGCAUUCUACUGACAUUCCUUCCUUAUCACACGACUCCCCUCUUCCUCAACCUACUCUUGAUCCUGCCCAAUGACCUGACUCCGACAUUCAAAGUCCUCUACCCAUAUAAGACUGGCCUCAUCAAUCCGCCGCGGCAUCCCAUUGUGCACAGUGCCACCACAAACAAAGCAUUCUUCGCAGCGCUGAACGAAUAUGUCCUCAAAGCCUGUCAGCAACAGUCCCAGAGCCAUGCAUUGCUUUCCUUCUGGGCUGGUAUCAUCACGGAGGCUGUGGCAGGCAUGCUGGAUAGCGCUCGUUCUGGUCGGAGAGAAGCUGAGAAGCAAAAACAUGAGGAUAUCCUGAUUCGUGUUCUGCCCCUUUUGAGUCGGGCUUUCGCAAUGAGGAAGGUCUCUGAGCUGAUCGUCAGCUGCUAUAUGAUCUCUGUUGUGCUUGCCCAAAAGGCCUCCCUCACUGAUGAUGUCCUGGAUGGUUUGAUGGAGAGUGUGGUCACCUCUUGGACAGAAGACACCCUCGGCUCCGGUCUGAUCUGUCUUUCAGUUUUGGCACAACAGAAAUCGUCUGCCAAUCUUCCCAGGAAGGUUUUCAAGUCUAUCAUACGGUUAGAGCACCCAGUGAAGCAAUUGUCCGAGGUUACAACUCAGUAUCAGACUUCCAAGCUUUUACUCGGCCUUGUUGCAGGGUGCGUCAGCAAUCUUGAUAAGCAUAAGGAUAAUGCCCGUCUCUCCCUUCUCUCGUCCAUUUUCGAGAACACGGUGCUGCAAGGCGAUGAUAUCCAAGCAGCCAUGGCGCUCGUCCUGAAGGCUGCAAGUGACUCGGAUGAGGCCCGUGGAAUGUCUCUGGAUGUUCAGACUUAUCUUGCUGAACUUGUUCAGGGAUUCAGUCGGUCCAGCUCUCUGCAACCGAUUUUCCAGAAGACUUUGGCCGAGACAUCUCUUAACAUCCCUGCUCUUGAGCACAAUCUCCAAACUGUGGUUGAGGCACCUGCACUUCCCCCGGUUAUUGAAGAUGUGGAUAUGAAAGACGUGGAUGAGGAGGAUCUGGACAACUUCACACCAGCCUUUGAAUCCUUGACCAACGAGCCCCUGUUCCCAACAUCUUUCCUCAGCAAGCAGUCCAUCCCUGAGUUCGAGAACCUGGUGCAGGUGUUCGCACUGGCCGGUGAUUCAGAGGUUCGAAUCGAACAAUUCACCAGCCUGCCGAUUUUGGGCAAGAACAACGUUUCAAACAGCCCGCAAUUCAUCUCAUUCUUCAUUCGUGUCCUUUCCGGACCCUUCCCCAUUGGCACCAAGGUUGCUGCAUUGAACAUCCUUUCCUCGGUGUUGGUGUCGACAUCGGGUGAAAUAGAUCCUCAAGCACUGCUGCCCUUCCUGAUCGUUGGCCUCACAGACCCGUCGGAACGCAUCCGUCGCGAAACUGCUGGAGUUCUAGCCAUCCUCGGCUCUUUGUACAAGAGCAACAAAAAGCUCGAUGCGAUCAAACCCUGGGCUUCUGAUGCUAUCUACGGAAAGGGCAAGGGAUCUACUGGCAUUCAGUGGCUAUCUUCGGCCGAUGUAUACAAAGUUCUGGAGCACGCGAUUCUACCCGCGCUUGAGGAGUAUAUUCUUGAUCCCAAUCACAUCAGCAAAGUGAUUGACGCUACGAUAAGAGGGGCUGUGCUCUCAGAGAAUUCAGGUGCCCAGGAGCUGAAGAAAUCUCUCCGAUCAAGUCUGUUCACUUUCCUCUGCUCGCAUGUUAUCAACAUGCCGGUAUUUUCUCCCAAGUUCACUUUGCUGCGCAUUCUCAACAAUGUCAAAAAGGUUUCAGGUACUACUCGCACUAAGGAGCUUCUUCCUCUGCUCGAGUAUUGGCGUGAUCUCAGCCAAACCGAGGUGGAUGACCUCUGUGCCAAGGAGCGCUUGUCAACCGCUAACAGCGAAGGCCUAGUCGUCGCUAUUGUUGCUUCUAAGGACGAGGACGCAUUCGAAACCCUUCUGUCCAGCAUUGCCCAUCGUGUCAAAUCUCCCAGAACUUCCUUCGUAGUGGCCGUCUUUGAUCGAAUCAAGGAUAUCUGGCCCAAGGCUCUGGAAGAACGUCAAUUGGUCGCAGCUCAAAAGCUACUGGAUAUUUCCCUUGGUUUGUCCACUGGGGAGACGUCCCUGGCCGACUAUUGCCGUGAUGUUUUGCACAGUGUUGAGCUGUCUGGGCCUGUUCUGGUCAACUUUGUCAAGAAGAUUCCCGUUUCUCUAACUGACAUCGAAUCGCUGGGACCUGCCCCGAAGCGACGACGAACAAGCCAAAACAACAUGGUUGCUAUGACUGUCAAGGAUGAGGCGGAGCUGAGCAAGCUCAUGGACAAGAUGACUUUCAUCCUUGAAAUUAUCGAUAGCUCGAAUCCCGGCUCUCACCCUGAGCUGGCAGACGGUCUCUUCCAGACACUUGCUGCCCUCCACCACUUCAAGUCCCAGAUUCAGUCCGGUAUGAGCUAUCUCCUGAGUUUGACUCUGGGAAGUCUUUUGGCUAUUGUAAACAAUUCCAAGGGAUCCCCCAAGCCCCUAUUCGAUACUUCGGUUAUUCGCGCGGAUCUGGUCGUGGAUUGUGUGCGGACGACCGACAGCCCCCAGGUUCAGAAUGCUGCUCUUCUGCUCGUGGCUGGACUCUCUGUCAUUGCUCCAGAGCUUGUCCUCCACAGUGUGAUGCCUAUCUUCACGUUUAUGGGAUCUAGCGUUCUCCGAAAGGACGAUGACUAUUCAGUUGCUGUCAUCGAUCAGACUAUCGAUCAGGUUGUUCCAGCACUUAUCCAAUCUCUCCGCAAUCAGAAGCGCGAUAUUGUUUCGGGAACUUCUGAGCUGCUCCUCAGCUUUACUGCUGCCUUUGAGCAUAUUCCCUCACACCGUCGUCUUCGCCUCUUCCAUGCCUUGAUCACCAAGCUUGGCACUCAAGACUUCCUGUUCGCCGUUCUCGCCAUGUUGGCCAACCGAUAUGCUACCGAUAAGGAUGUUCUUACCUUGAUGACAGGCGUGGCCUCAGACACCACUCCUGUUGUGGAGCUGACCACUUACAGCAAGUAUCUGAAUCUUGUCAUCGACGCCUUGAAGCCCAAGCCAGGAAUCUCCAAGGUUCUCCUUGGCAUUGGUAGCGAUGACGGUCGCGACCCCCAGAAGGUUGCGGUGGAUCUGCUUCGCGAUCUCGCUCACUUGCUCAAACACUCGUCUCUCAAGGCCAAAUUGGAAGCUGCGUUCGAGAUUGAGAACGAGGUUGCCGAUCAAGUCCGCGCUUGCUUCUCUCGGGUAUUGGAACAGGUUCUGGGCAUUGGUGAGUCUGUGCAGAGCAUGAAGCCUGUUAGCCAGGCCUGUGGUGACGUUUUGGGAUCGCUGUUCGGUACACUGUCUCUUGUCGACUUCCUGGAUACCAUCGAGGUUCUGCUUGAAGGACCCAAUGAUGAUCUUCGACGCAAGGUGCUUCGGUUGCUGGAGAACCGUCUCCGUCAAACCCCUGAACGGGAUAGCCAGUCUCAGAUUCGUGUGCUCGACUUCCUGCCUACCUUGGUCGCCAUUGUUCAAUCAUCUCCAGAUUCGCUUCUCAAACAUGCUGCUGUUGCCUGCAUUGAUCGCAUCACUGAGAAGUAUGGCCGUAAGGACCCCGCAAGGGUUAUCCCUGCUGCCCAGGUUGUUGCCAGUGCCUCCUGCCUUGGCCACGAUGAUGAGCGUAUCCGCAUCAUAGGUGUCCUGUGCCUCGCCUCCAUGGCUGAAGUCCUGGGUCAAGCUAUGAUUCCGGCUCUUCCCGACGCGAUGAGCCGGUCUCUGGAGUUGCUGGAGCUGAGCCUAAUCCCCGACAAGGAGAACUCGCGCCUCCAUGAUGCCGUCUUCUCCCUCUUCUCCGCUCUGCUUGUCAACCUACCAUUCAUGAUCUCGGCUGGUCAUCUCGACAAGAUUCUGCGGCUUGCAUUUAAGUCUACCGAGGCAGAUCUUGCGGAAAGCUCUGACGAGAGCCGCUUGGAAACUCUUCGCCUAAUGGCCUCCCGCAAGAUGGACCUCGCCACUACACUUGGUGCUAUUGAUCGCAACUGGCACCAUGCUGUUGAGACCGGCCCCGCUGCUGUCAACGAGACCCUGGUGGUCCUCGCACUUGCUGUUGAGAAGAACCCCAAGUCGGCGGUCGUCAAGAACGUCAAUGUCUUGUCGAAGAUCCUCUUUAACGCUUUCGAUCUGCGCCGGGAGCAGACCAGUCUUGGUGACGCAAGUGACUUUGACUCCUCCGAUCUUGACGAAGCUGAGAGUGCCUUGAACGAUAUCACCAUCAAGAUGAUCUACAAGCUCAAUGACAGUACCUUCCGCCCGCUCUUCAUCAAGUUUGUUGAAUGGGCCACCACUGGUGUCUCCAAGAAGGACGAGCAAGGCCAGGUUUCGCGACUCACCACUUUCUACACCUUCCUCCAAGUGUUCUUCGGCACCCUCCAGUCCAUCGUCACUGGAUAUUCCAACUACAUUCUGGAGAAUGUCGUCGAGAUUUUGGGCAAGGUUGGCCCCGCCAAGACGACCAAGGCCCUUUGGCUUGCCGCUCUGCGUACACUUCGCAACUCGUUUGAACACGACCAAGAUGAAUUCUGGCAAUCUCCCUCGCACCUGGCCAGCAUCUCCGGACCUCUCGUUUCCCAGCUUGCCCAUGCUACCACCUCCAAGACUGCUGCACUUGUUGCUGAAGAAGUCGUCCCCGCCAUUACCGAGCUGGCUGUUGCUGCCGAUUCCACCGAUAACUACAAGGAGCUCAACAUGGCUCUGAUGAAGUACCUUCGUCCUUCGACGGCUCCCAAUGCGAAAUCUGCGGGAGGUGAUAACCCCUUCACCCGCCUUGCUGCCCUCAAGGCUGAGCAGGCCCUUACUGAGCAGCUUGGGGAGGAAUGGCUCUCUCUGCUUCCUGAGAUGUUGCCGUAUAUCAGCGAGCUGAUGGAGGACGAGGAUGAAAGUGUCGAGAAGGAAGUCCGGAAAUGGGUGAAGCAAAUCGAGGGCGUCCUUGGUGAGCGUCUUGAUGAUAUGUUAACCUAG
This is a messenger RNA of Penicillium daleae, 5421 nucleotides long. It is a transcript of the gene utp10, whose product is annotated as snoRNA-binding rRNA-processing protein UTP10. Gene Ontology annotation, biological process: positive regulation of transcription by RNA polymerase I; maturation of SSU-rRNA from tricistronic rRNA transcript (SSU-rRNA, 5.8S rRNA, LSU-rRNA). Gene Ontology annotation, cellular component: small-subunit processome; t-UTP complex; 90S preribosome. The coding region runs from base 1 to 5421 and encodes 1806 amino acids. The transcript has 3 exons. NCBI's taxonomy places the organism in Eukaryota, Fungi, Ascomycota, Eurotiomycetes, Eurotiales, Aspergillaceae. Gene Ontology annotation, molecular function: snoRNA binding. The record is from RefSeq and is a predicted model, not a curated record.